CCUACCGAUCGGUGAUAUCCUCCUCUUCUUCUAUCGAUUGGCUUUGAACUUCCCCUCACUCUCCGCCCCUCCCCGCCAUGACAAGCCAUUCUUGACAUCUCCUCCGAUCGUCUUCUCCCGCACCAAUACGACCCGAUUAUUCCAUCAGUCACAAUGCUUCACUUUCGCACAGAAGGCUUCAACGGCUGCGCGGUCAAAUACUCUCCGUUCUUUGACAACCGACUGGCGGUAGCCGCCUCAGCCAACUACGGCCUGGUGGGCAAUGGACGACUCCUCAUUCUCGAAUUGACCCCCGACGGCAUCGUACCAGCAAAGCAAUUCACAACGCAAGACUCUCUAUACGACCUCGCCUGGUCGGAGAUCCACGAGAACCAAGUCCUAACAGCGUCGGGCGACGGGAGCAUCAAGCUCUUCGACCUAAGCCUGAACGACUUCCCGGUACAAAACUGGAAGGAGCACAACCGGGAGGUAUUCAGCGUGCACUGGAACCUCGUAGCGAAGGACCGAUUCAGCUCGAGCAGUUGGGACGGGACGAUGCGGGUGUGGUCGCCGCACCGGCCGCACUCGCUAGCGACGCUGCCGACGCACAGCUGCACGUACGCGGCGGCGUUCUCGCCGCACUCGCCCGACCUGCUGGCGUGCGUCACCUCGGACUCGUACCUGCGGCUGUACGAUCUGCGCACUCCGGCGUCGGCCUCCAACCAUCUCACGCUUCAGAUCCCGAUUCACGCCGGGCCUGGCGGCGGAGGGGCAGGAGCAAUGGGAAAUGUACAACCGGGGGCGCCGCCGCCGUUGGCUUUGGCUGCCGCCAGCGCGCCCGCUGAGGCCCUGACGAUGGAUUGGAACAAAUACCGGCCGUCGACGCUGGCGACCGCCGGCGUGGACCGCACCAUCCGGACCUUCGAUAUCCGAGCCCCGCACCAGGGCCCGCAGGCCGUCAUGCUCGGCCACGACUACGCCGUCCGCAAGGUCGCCUGGUCGCCGCAUCUGUCUAACGUGCUGCUCAGUGCCAGCUACGAUAUGACCUGCCGCGUUUGGAGUGAUCAGUCGCCCGCCGGGGUCGUCGGCGAUGUUGACGUGAUGCGCGCUGGACCCGGGCCCAAUAUGGGGGUGGAGUUGGGCCGCAUGGGCCAGCAUACGGAGUUUGUCACGGGUGUGGAUUGGUGUCUGUUUGGAAAUGAGGGGUGGUGUGCCAGUGUGGGAUGGGAUGAGAGUCUGUAUGUAUGGGAUGUGCGGGCUGUGAUGAAUGGGUGA
Aspergillus homomorphus CBS 101889 is the source of this 1254-nucleotide messenger RNA. RefSeq names its product putative peroxisome biosynthesis protein (Peroxine-7) (gene pex7). Bases 154 to 1254 code for a protein of 366 amino acids. The transcript is spliced from 2 exons. Gene Ontology annotation, biological process: protein import into peroxisome matrix. Gene Ontology annotation, molecular function: protein binding. The record is from RefSeq and is a predicted model, not a curated record. Gene Ontology annotation, cellular component: cytosol; peroxisomal matrix. Lineage: Eukaryota; Fungi; Ascomycota; Eurotiomycetes; Eurotiales; Aspergillaceae.